AGGCUGUAGUCAGAUUAAAUGAUGAUAUAAAAAUUGAUAAAUGGAAGGUAGACCAGCUACAAAACUUUGGACAGUUAUUGUCAGUUGUGUUCGAAAAAAGUUCUGCCAUUGAUUGUAUAAAAGACUCUUCAUCCAGCCUACAAUUUAUAUUGAAUUGGAGACCUUUUCCAAUAUAUGUUAAAAUGUGCAAAAACAACAUACACUCCUCUUUCCUUAGUGAAAAAAGUGUUGCUAUGAUGAAAAGUUUGAGGGAUUGCACAGAAAAUCUUGUAAAGGAAAUUUUUGACAGAUCAAUAUCUGUUGCUAGUCUCUGCAUAAUUGAAGAAAAACUGGAUAGGUUUACCAACAUUAUCAAGGAUAUUCCAGACAUAGAAGACAAAGGGUUGAAAAGAGCAAUUGAACUUAGAAUUGCAGAACUGAAUGCUUACAAUGAAUGUUUAAAGAAUUUGAAGCAGUUCAUAGAUAUCUGCCAAAGAUGUGACGCAAAUACUACAGUCCUAGAAGAACAAAGCAGGAAGUUUCAAGAAUUAGAAAAAGUUGCUUUAAAAGAUGUAUGUGACAAAGUAGAUAUACCAAAAGAAAUAAAGAAGUAUAAACCAAGGGUAAUUGCAUUUGGAAUUGAAAGUGAAGUUUUAGAGGAGCUUCCUGAAGUCAUUAAAUGUUCCAGUGGGAUUUUGUUCAUAAGAAUAUGGGACAAACUUGCUGUAGAUUUUAAAAGGACUGUGAAACGUGCCUUGGAAAUUGAUGAAAUAAUGGAUCAUGUUUGGCAUCCAGCUUAUAAAGAAUGGAAAGGGUUACACCAAAGACUGAAGACUGGUGAAAUUUUCUUCAAGGAAUUUGAUACUAUUUGUGGAAGCAUGGAACCAGAGACUUUGAAAAAAGAAUUUCUCAUUCUUGAAGGAGGUAAAAAAACGUCUUGGAUUAAAGAAAGGAUUGAACAAAUGACAAGAUACAAAAAUCUACAGAAUUGUCUAGAUGGAGCUUCUAUUAUAAUGGAGGUUGUGGAAGAAUUUGAACUAGAAGGAGACUUCCAGCCAAUCAGACAAAUUAUGCAGAUGACAAAGGGAAAAGAUACCAAGAUGAACAAGCUGAAGCAGUCAUACAUGAAAACUUGCUCAGUGUUAAGUGAUAUAAAUGAAAGAAAAGUCAUCUGUUUACAGAAGUUUAUGGAAAGUAAAAAUCUGGUGAAUUGGUUAAGGGAAAAAAUGGAGGGUUUACAUGAAUUGAAAACCUUUGUGGACCUAGCCUAUAUAUCUACUGGUGAUCAAGGAUUAGAAAUAGCUAAGGUGAGAUGUUUGCAGUCAGCAGCCAUUGGGUAUGCUCCACUGAUUUUCAACUUGGAGUCAGACUGCAAUUAUAAGGAUUUCUUGGAAAGAUGUGAAGAAGUUUGGAAAGCAUUGGACUCUAAUCAGAAUCUUCCUAGUGAACUUCUGGAUACUUGUCAUGAAUUAGAAUGGUUGAAAAUAGUUGAUGAAUCACAAGGAUCUGUUGAAGUUACCUCCCUUGCACAAGCUGAAGCUAUCAACUUAAAUGGAACAUAUCAUAUUGGAUUACACAAAACAGGGGAUGGAAUUCACAGAAAAGGACAGAAUCAGCUGCAAUUAUCUGAUGUACAAGAAUUAAGAGUUACUGAGAAAAAAGAAGGAAAGACACUGCAACGAGAGUACAACUAUGAAAAGUUACACGAUCUACAGUCAAGACUUAUGUUAGUAGCUGGAAAAGCUGAGAUGGGAAAAGAUAAUGUCGACAGAUUUAUUUUGAUUUUAGAUUCAGUAGUCAGAUUGUGUAAUGUAUACAUCAAGCUGUUGUCAUCAGGCUGUGUACUGUUUUCAAAGUUCAAGGUCAAAUUCAGAUGUGACCCAGAAAGUAUUACAUGUGCUUUUGUCAGUUUUGGUGAAGGAGAUAUCAAGCGCACCCUUAGAGGGAAAAUAGAUACAGUUAACAAAGAUGUCAGCUUUUUCAUUCCAAAAAUUGCGAAGUUUUUGGAGCAUUGCCAUGAAAGAUGGUUGGAAUUCAUUGACACAAAAAGAGAAGACCAUUACAUUUUGAACUACUUUAGUAUAGAGCAAAUGGUAAUUCUUCAACAGGAGCUUGUGAAAAUGGGCUUUGAAGGUGAACCAUCAAAUCAGAUUUAUCCUUUGCUGUCUAACAUAAAACAUGAUUGUACAAGAGAGGAUCUUGUUGAGGCAAUGGAAGAGGCAAGGGAUGAAUUGGAACAAAUGGAUAUAGAUGAAGAUGAGGAGGUUCAGGAAGAAGUUCCUAUGGAGGAGGGGGACAGUGAGGCAGCUAAAGUGAAAUUUAUACUACAGAUGGUGGAAGCUGGAUAUUCUGAAGGUCUUGCUAUAGAGGCACUGAAAAAUGUUACCUCUGAUCAGAUUGAUGAAGGUAUAGCAUGGUGUAUAGAGCAUGAAGAGGAAGCCAUGGAUUUUGAUACAUCAGCAACAGAUGGGACAUCAGUACAAAACCAAGACAAAACAUUUAGUGGCUGGAGCACCAGAGAUGAGUCAUUGGCCACAGUUAGAGCACGGCUAUUGGAAAAUAUUGGUGUUGGUGCUGCUCAAGGACUAGACAGUACAGUAGAUGUAUUGAUAGAAAACCUAGAAAGGUUAUGGGAAAAUUUUGUUGGCUCCAUAUCCUCAAGUGUUACAGACUAUCUCAGUGUAGAACAUCUAGCUCUCAUCUUAAGAAAACUUGCAGAUAAAGAAACCAUGUUAGUUGAAAGGUCCUUCUCAGUAUGUGGUUGUAAAGAAGGGGUGGCAAAUUUGAUUGUCUGCUCACAAAGUGAGAUGUACAACACAGUAUUAAGUCUGUACAGUACAGAGGACGAUUCUCUGUUACCACAGUCAGAUGAAGUCUUACUUUGUACACCUGAUACUACCCUUGAUUUGGUUGAUAUAUUCUGGAGAAGAUCGUUAUUUGGAGAUAGUGGUAAAAUCUAUUGCUUAGUUAAUGCAGAUUUACUAGAUUAUGAAGUGAGUGACAAAGGAGAAAAACUACUUGAGAAACACAUGAAAAAUGCACAAAAUAGAGAGAUACAUUUUAAGUUAGUUGUGAUCUGUAGUAGAGAGAAUGAGUACAAAUCCAGAAUGGUAGCAGCAUUAGAUAAAUAUCGUAGACCACAAAUGUCAUUUGGUGGAGAAAAACAUGUCAAGACUUAUCUGUCUGAAAGAUUUAUUGUCAAUAAACCAAUCAGUGGGAUAGAAACUGCUUCAUCUGUUGAUUUUAAUAGGUCUAGUGUUCGUGUUGUAAAAUCGUGGAGAGCUGGAGUGGGUAAAAGUUUGUUCAAGAGGAACAUGGUUACUGCUUUGAAGGAGAAACAACAAAAUGUAAAUGUGGACGAGGAAAAUGAUAUUGUAGUAUCCAUACCAUUAUAUGACAGAACUAUAGUUGUUGAUGAAGUAUUAGAGGUCUUACUAGAAUACACCAACCCUCCACAUGUCAGAGAACCACGAAUAUUCCAUUUUGAUAUUUCUCAUGAGGUACAAGAUGGUGUAGAUGCUUUCCUGUUCCAAUUGUUAGUUUUGGGAUGUCUGAGUCAUACUUCAGGAAACGUAUGGCGGAGAUCUGAUAUGGACUAUUAUAUCAUAGAGUCAAUGCCUUUACUAGCAAGGGAUUCAGAUACACAAGUUGGAAAAUUAAAAUGUAUGCACCGUUGUUUAGACAUCCUUCCAGAUGUUUUAUGCAGAUCACCAAAAGAAAGCCUUGAUAUUUUUUAUGAGAGUUUUCCUGAUGAUUUCAGUGAAUCUGAUUUGAUAUUUGAUGAGUCUGAGUUUGCUAGUGAGACUUUCCAGAGACCAUAUCAAUAUCUUAGUCGCUUGGAUGGAGAUGAAGCUCUUACUGACAUUAUUCCUGAGGAACCCGAGGGAGACAGAGAAAACUGCUUGCAGAUAUUACUCAGACAUUGUGGUGUGAAGGAUCCCUCGUGGUCAGAAUUGUACCAUUUUGUCAGUUUUCUAAACAGACAGUUACAGGACUUCGAAACAUCAACUUUCUGUAGUCCCCUUGUUCUACAAGAUCUUCCUGGAUUCCCUGCAUUUGUUUUGAAAUUCUUGAUACAGAUGUCUAGGGAUUUUGCUACCAGAUCUCUACAUAUAAGUGAGGAGUCACCAAUUGACAUGUUGAAGCGUCAGUUACUGGAUGAUGAGGAGGAUGAGGAAGACAUUGAAGAGCUUUAUGAAAUGAGAAGGAAAUGGGAAUCAAGUCCACAUCCAUACUUGUUCUUCAACCCAGAUCACCAUACCAUGACAUUUCUUGGGUUUAAUAUUGAGAAAGCAACUGGAAACCUUGUUGAUGAUCAAACUGGAGAAAGUUUGGAAGAUCAAAUUAUGGAUCCAACCUUAGACAACAGACAACCAACCCUGUAUAAUGGAUUGAAUUCACAACCUGGUGUCAAUCUGUCAGAAAACUUUGAUAAGCUAAACAGAGGUGAAAAGAUAGAAAAGUUGUGUCAAGUGAUGGGAAUAGAGUACCCGCAUGAUCCAGAUGAAACAUAUGAACUAACCACAGACAAUGUUAAAAAGAUUCUGGCCAUCUACAUGAGAUUCAGAUGUGAUAUACCAGUGGUUAUCAUGGGAGAAACAGGAUGUGGAAAAACCAGGCUGAUAAAAUUUAUGUGUUCUCUACAACACUUGCCUGAUGAACCUGUGGAGAAUAUGAUUAUCAUGAAGGUACAUGGAGGAACAACAACAAAAGAUAUUAUAAAGAAAGUGAGGAAGGCAGAAGAAGUCGCGAUGGAAAAUGCAGAGGAUCAUCCCAAUAUGUUUACUGUUCUGUUCUUUGAUGAAGCCAACACUACUGAGGCUAUCGGUGUCAUCAAAGAGAUCAUGUGUGACAAGUCUCUUGGAGGAAAUCCAAUACAGAUACAUGAACGACUAAAAAUUAUUGCUGCUUGUAAUCCUUACAGAAAACACAAGGAAGAAUUGAUUAAAAAAUUAGAACAAGCAGGACUUGGUUACCAUGUCGAUGCAGACAAAACAACUGAUAGGUUAGGUCGUGUACCAAUGAGACGAUUAGUAUACAGGGUACAGCCUCUACCACAGAGCAUGCUACCAUUAGUUUGGGAUUUUGGACAAUUGAAUGCUAGAGUGGAAGAAAUGUACAUCAAACAGAUGGUUCUAAGAUAUGUUAAUGAUGGCAGACUACCACAGUUAACAGAUUUAGCAGAUGUCACAAGUAGAAUUUUAAGUGAAUGUCAAGAUUUUAUGAGAAUGCAGGAGGAUGAAUGUAGUUUUGUGAGUCUUAGAGACGUGGAGAGAGUUUUGGAAGUGAUGACAUGGUUCUACAGACAGACAGAAGAAGGAGGGAUAUUGUUUGAUGAGGAUGCUGAUCAUGAUGAGGAUUAUGAGAAAAUUGAGAUAACCAGGGCUCUUAUUUUAGCACUGGGUGUUUGCUACCAAGCUUGUUUACAAAAGAGACAGGAUUUCAGAGAUAUGAUAGCUGAUUAUUUUGAAGAACCUUAUCAACUUUUAGAUGACGACCAACUUGAAACAGAGCUAAUAAGAUGCCAAGACAAGUUCUUAGAUAGUGUGAAACUAGCAGACAAUAUAGCUAGGAACCAAGCUCUGAAAGAGAAUGUGUUUAUGAUGAUAGUCUGUAUAGAGCUUAGAAUUCCAUUAUUCUUAGUGGGAAAACCUGGUAGCUCUAAAUCUUUGGCAAAGACAAUUGUAGCAGACGCAAUGCAGGGUGACACAGCUCGUAGUCAGUUGUUUAAAAAGUACAAACAGGUCCAGAUGGUAUCCUUUCAAUGUAGUCCUUUAUCAACACCUGAUGGUAUCUUGGGAACAUUUAGACAAUGUGCUCAGUUCCAGAGAAAGAAAGAUUUAGACAGAUUUGUUUCUGUGGUAGUUUUGGAUGAGAUUGGAUUAGCUGAAGAUUCUCCCAGAAUGCCUCUAAAGACUCUGCAUCCGUUGUUGGAAGAUGGAUGUUCUGGUGAUGAUGACCAUGAAGAACCUGAAUUGAAACAGACAGAAGAAUUGCAAGCAGACGAGGAACCCGAGGAUCCCAUAUAUAAAAAGGUUGCUUUUAUUGGUAUAUCCAAUUGGGCAUUAGAUCCAGCUAAAAUGAAUAGAGGGAUAUUUGUACAAAGAGAAGUUCCAGAUGAGGGAGAACUGAUUAACAGUGCAAGAGGAAUUUGCAGGACAUCAAAAGAUAAAGAAAGAAUUCUGAAAUUGAUUGACAAUAUUAUUCCAUCCUUAUCAAAGGCCUAUUCUGAACUAUUUUCUGAGUUAGAAAAAUCUAAGCAGAGGGAGUUUUUUGGCCUGAGAGAUUUCUAUAGUUUAAUAAAGAUGGUUUAUGCCUUUGCUGCCAGAUCAGAACACAAGCCUACAUGGCUUCAGUUAAAACAUGCUAUAAUGAGAAACUUUGGAGGAUUGGAGAAUAUAAACUCUGUUGAAAUAUUCCGUCAAUGUUUAAUGGACACCACAGUUGUAAUGAAUGAUAGGAGACAGGAAGGUGACCCAGACUGUUCAUCUGGAGGUAUGAUCAAAGCCUGUUUGGAGGGAGACAGUACACUUACUGGUGAGACCAGAUACCUGUUGCUGUUAACAGAAAAUUAUGGAGAUUUAGCUAUUUUACAGCAGAAAGUACUAAUGAUGCAUAAUGCACAGGUGAUUUUUGGGAGCAGUUUCCCUAGUGACCAAGAAUACACACAGGUCUGUAGAAACAUCAAUCGCAUUAAAGUUUGUAUGGAAACAGGAAGUACUGUUAUAUUACUGAAUCUAGAAAACUUGUAUGAAAGUCUGUAUGAUGCAUUAAAUCAGUAUUAUGUGCAUUAUGGUGGGCAGAGAUAUGUGGACCUUGGACUUGGAAGUCACAGAGUCAAAUGUAAAGUCCAUGAAGAAUUUAGAUUGAUAGUUGUAGCAGAGAAAGAGAUAGUAUACAAAAAGUUCCCGAUCCCUCUGAUCAACCGCCUAGAGAAACAUGUACUCUCCUUAAGUACAAUGUUGUCUGAGGCACAACUUGCAUUGGCUAACAAACUGGAAGACUGGGUCAAAGAUUUCUGUCAUGUGGAAACACCUUUUCAUUUAAUGCAGAGAGACAGAAGGAAAGAGAGAAGCAUUGGUGAAGUUUUUAUGGGUUACCAUGCAGACACAUGUGCAGCUAUUAUCAUGCAGUUGUUUGAAGACAGAAAAUGCCCUUAUGAUGAUAUUGAACAAAGCAUAUGUCAAGAGAUUUUACACGAGGCAAAGACCAGACUCCUUUGGUGUGCAGCACCAGAUGCUGUGAUGAGAUUGAAGUCAACCAAACUACGAGACAAGAAUGAGGAGAUGAUGCAGAUUUACUUUAAACAUCAACAACAUAACAGCCUCUUACAUUACCUAUAUCACCAAGUCAUAGAUGAGAAGAAAACAAAUCUGUUUGCUCAGGUGACAACACAUUCCAAGUUACUGUCGACACCAGAUUUAGAAGAUUUAUGUCAAGUUUUACCAGUACAGAGACAGAACAUGACAUUACUGACUCUACAGUCAUUUGAUACCGAACAACAAUUCUGUAGGCAAAUAAGAUUUUCAUUAGAAAAGAAAAUGACCGUUGACAACUUACUUAUUGUCCAGUGUGACUGCGGUGACCAGAAUGCUGAUUUAGUAGCAUGUGCUAGAUACAGUAUACAGGGAGAGCUACAACAAAUUACAGAAAAACAUUCCGGAAAUAUUCAUGUUGUUUUGAUUGUACAACUUCCAAGAGUAGCUGGAAGUAAUUUUACCGGGUUUCAAUGUGGUUUAUGGCAUUCCUUGCAUAUUGAUGAUUUGCGACCUCCUCCUUAUAAAAUGCCUUCCAUUGUUGAGAUGUGCCAUCAACCAGUGAGUGCCUUCUUUGAUGCAUAUAAAGAAAAUAAGCCAACUGAAGACAUGGAGGUUGAUGCAGAAAAAGACAGGGAACCAGAUAUGGAAGUAGAGUCUCAACCAGAAAUAUCACAAAGAGAAAAACAAAUAGACAUUCUAUCAUUGAUUAUUAACUGUGUUCAUUCUGCUCUCUCUAUGGUUAAAGAUCAGGAGAAAGAUUCACCAAGAACAACUGAGAGAAUAAAAAUGGUCCUUAAUUUGAUUCAAAACAGCCAUGAAGAGGAAGGAAAGACCUUUUUGAGUGGGAUAGCAGUUCAUUUACAAUGUUUACUAAAGGAGAAAGAGGAUCAGGAGAGUGAGCUACAUAAGGAAUGGUUGUCUACAGAGGCAUCAAACCCUGAUCAUAUCAAUAGUGCUGGAACUUUUAGGAGAGCAGCCAUUCAGUGUUUAGAAGAGAAAUUAGCCAGUCUACUAGCUGGCAUUAUUGCUUUUAUCGACAAGAACUGCAAUAUGAAUAUUGUUAUGAGUGAACAAGCUCAUAAUUGGCAGAGAUUUGUAUGGAUAGAAAUUCUAAAUUGUCCAAAUGUAACACAGCUACAUUACACACAUUCAUUUUCUUUUCCGCACCAAAUGAUGGCAGAACAUCAUGUGCAGGGUACAGCAUACGAGGGAGGAGGAUUCUUGGCUGGAAUGCCAUUUUCAUGGCUGAUUUAUAGCCAGAUUGAUGAAAUUAUGAAGACCACUUUUGAUGAACCAGGUAGCCAUGAAAACCAUAGCUUACUUGAACUAGUGAUGAAAACAGCCAGUAGAUUGGAAUCCACUCCACUGGGCAAAAUUCUGUCUCAGAUAGAAGGAACCAGCAUUCAAGGAGUCAUUUGUUGUUACAUCAAAGACUUUGUACACAUGGCUUAUCCUGUCAGAUCAGAACCGGAACUAUUGAAUAUAUGUGAGAACAUUAUGGUUGGAUGUAGACAGAUCAUUCAAGGAGAGGUUGGACGUUUAUUUCCAGCACUUGUUGGUUGUCAUGCGGCUUUUCACCACCACAGAGCUCGUUUCAGAAAUUUCUCAGACAUUGUCCAUGUUUGGCCAGAAUGCUGUGAAAAAGUUGCAAAAUUUCAAGAACAUGCAGAACAAGAAAUGAUGUAUCUUGUUACUGCCGAUGAAAUUACAUUAGAUUUAAUGGGCUUGCAUCUACUUCUGAAGAACCUUGAGCCCCCUUCAAAGGAUGCCUUAAACGAACAAAGUAGUAGGAAACAGUGGAUCAGAGUCCUGUGUGAUUACAGACCGGUAGUAGAGAGGAUAUUUGGAUUCUUCAGAGAAAAUGAACAGGGACAUGACUUUUCUCCUAGAUGUACACAGGCUAUUCAGACAGCAAGAUAUCUAUGGACUAGAGCUACAGUUCUGAAGUUAUUUAUAGAACAUGUUUGCACAGAUGAUUCUGAAGUAAAGAGAUGCAAGCCACUCUGGGUUAUGCUGAAGACAAAAGCUGAUAUGAAAACUUUAGAAUCCCUUGAAAAGGUCGAGAAGUUCCUCAAGUCCUGCAACAAAGAUGUUAGUUCCAAAAUUUUGGGCCAGCAGAAGUGUGCCCAUUGUGAGGAGCAAUAUACAGGAACACAAGAGACACAACCAAGUCCCCCAGUUACCCUGCCAUGUAAUCAUACUAUAUGUAGAAGAUGUUUCAAUGAGACCAUAACAUCCCCAGAUGUGACAUGUCCAACUUGUGAUAAGCCGUUUCUGAAAGACUUUCAACCUGUAGAAGCUGAUCAGAGUGAAAAUGUUCUAGCAUACCAGGAUUUCAGAAGACGAUGUAAUAAUUUCUUUAUGGAAGUUAUUUCCCAGUUAUGCUUUGCCGAAGGAACUCCCCCAUCAAAUGACAUAGUAAACAAACUCCUGUCAUACAUUACUGUACAAACAAAGAAAGGUCAAGAGGUCACUAAGCAGCUGACAAUUUUCGAUGAUUGUAUUGAUUCUACUCCAGUUGUCCGAUCAUUUCUAUUACAACAUUUGAUGCAAACAAGUGGUCCAGAGGUUCACCAACACCUGGAGAAUUAUUUCAGAAGAGCUUUAAGAUUGCUUGAUCCUACUACCAGUGAACAAUCUCACAGUCUGUGUCAUCUGGUUCUACAGUGUAUGGAAGAUUCCUGUCACCAACGUUACUCGGAAGAAAACAAAACACUAAUUCAAGCAGCAACAGAAAUGUUGAGGAACUCCUGUAAAAAGAUACAAAUAGAUGCUGAUGAUCUGUUAGAAAACAUCAAACACUUAUCUCAAACUAGAUUUGCUCUAAGUGUGGCAGCUAACUUAAUGUAUAAAUCAUUCAUAGAAAAGACUGUCAAGUCUGACACAAAGUUAAAACGACUUUUUGAGGCAGUAGGAAAAUUGUGUGAAGAAUGUGGAUCAAAUUGGCCUAGACGUUACUUUAUAAAGUACCUGUGCAGGUGUUAUGGUACUGACUGUUACCAGACAAUACGUACAGGAUGUGAUAUGGCGAUGAAAAGAUGGAUAAACUUACCAGAACUUCAGAACAAUCAAAAAGAAGAAUGUCAUGACAGAUUUAUAGUUUGUGGAGAAGGCUACACACAAAUGAGAGAAAAUUUUGUUCAGGCAGCAUUAAAUGAAGAUAAUAAGAAGAUCGUCAAUUUAUUACAGACAAAGAAAAACAAAUGGAAAACAGAAGUGAGAUUCCUGUUAGUUGUCUAUAGAGAAUUCACUAUGAACUUCUUGUAUGAGGAGACACAACAGCAAUUCUCACAAAAAGUAAAGCAGUUUUUGCAGAAGACACUAAUGAAUUGUAAUAAGAUACAAAACAAGGAACUCAUGAGGGAUCUACUGACAAAUAGUGUUUGGAGACAUGAUGCUGACAAAAACAUUUCUCCUGCUUUAGAUCUUGGACAGCAAGGAUUGUGUUGUCUGUUGCUGCAUUGCAUGGUUCUUUUCAGAGGAAUACCUGAAAAGCAAACAUGGUUAUCUCCCCUAAUAAACAUUGCCAACAACCCAGAGCUCAUGAUGGAAUCUUAUUUUCCCACAAUGCCUCAGGACGAUUUGGAUCUGAUUAAGGAUGCACUGUUGGCAUCCAGACCAGUUGAUGGCAGUGAAAAUCCAGUGUUUCACAGAUGUCCAAAUGGUCAUCUGUAUGUUAUUGGUGAUUGUGGAAGGCCUACAGUUGUAGCCAGAUGUAAAGCACAGAACUGUGGACUUGAAAUUGGAGGGCAAUCACAUGUGCUUAUAGCUGGAAAUAUCAAGGAUCAAGGAGUUGACACUACAGAUACUGGACACAUUUUAGGACGGGCCACAUAUAGAAAUUUAGCUCCAUUUCCUGAAAGAAGUCUGAAGCCUGUAAAUUGUGCAGUUAUGAAGUUACUACUGCAUAUUGCAAUGUAUGUUGGUGCAAAUAACAAUGCACAGGCCAUUUGUAGAUCAAUUAAGCCAGAUAUAGAGGAGACUGAUGUACCUUCAUAUUUACUGAGUCAUAUACAGAAAGAUCUGAGGUCAAUAUCUACAGCUCUUGGGAAGAGUGUGGAGAAUGUACUUAUUCUGAUUCACUUUUUAUUAGCAGAAAUAAUGAACAGUCGCACACAAUCUAGAAUUGGUGAGAGAGCAGAAGAUGAAAUUUGCUUACUAAAGGAUAAACGAUCAAGGGAGACAUGGGAAGACAACUUUAAUAAAAGAUACAUUGCACCUAUUCUUGAGAAAAGUGAAGAAAUAUUGAACACUGUUAAUAAUAAAAUUGUCAAUGAUAAAAGACUGGGAUCUGAUCCAUUGCUGCAAUUGUUAUACGAAACUGAUAAACCAGCAGAAAUCCUGGGAAGUGAUUACUUAUCAGAAAAUCCUUCUGUAUGGCAGUUUAGAGAGAGAAUAUCAGUUGACCAUUUAAUGCAGACGUUUAUGAAAUCUCAACAAAAUUGUCCAGUCCUUCAACAGUUCUUAGAUGAGGAACACUUCCUUAGAGCUUUAAGAUUUGUACCUGGUAUUAUAAGACUACAGAAAAUGUUGAUACAGAAGUACAGUAGACGAUUGGAUAGAGCAGAGGCAUUAGGAAUUACAAUGGAUAAAUUUCUCUUGGAGUUUCAGGAUACAAGAUCAUCUGAAAUUCAAUCAUGUUGGAAUGAUUUCAAAAAAGCUUGGGAGAAUAUCCAACAGUCUUUGGAAGGAUAUGGAUUCCCUGUGAAUGGUAACUUUGUUUACCUGUCUAAAGAGAAUUGUCGUAGAAGAAUGGACGAGAGAACAUCGAUAGCUUAUGUCUUACCAUCUGAGAGAGACACUGGACUGUGUUCCUAUGCCCUGCUGUUCUUUUUAUUGGAGAAACAGAACUUGUUCUUGCAGAAAUACUGUCAGCAGAGUAAAAUUAAAUAUGACAGUCUCCCAAAGGUCAAUGUAAAAGACCUGUCAGCUGCACACUUGAUCAGUUAUCACCCAGACAGAGACCUACUACCCAUGGUGUUAGCUAAUUGUAACUACUCUUUUGAAGUGGGUCAGGGCACCAAAGUGGAAUACAAUUUUACCAACCUGGAAAGACAGUUAAUGGACAGAUUUCUAUUUACAAAGUCUGUUAUUCUUCUUAAAGAGAUUGAUACAGUAGUGUACAGAUCAGAAACAACGAAUGCUGUAGUAUUUAUACAGCUCAGAGACGGAAUAAAACAGGAAAAAAUCAGUGCCCCUGUACUAAGCCAGAUUCAGAAAGACUUGAAUCAAAAGCCUUUCCCAGAAUUAUGUGAUACUAUGGACAAACUCGACAUAGCUAUAAGUUUCCUUAAAUCUGUUGGUUCUGACCCAGAGAGUCCAUUGAGUGACUUUAUGGUCAACAUACUGAAGAUUGAUGACUCAUUGGUUAGCCAGAAGGCACAACAGUCUUGUAAAUGUAAACACAUACAAAGUUUGUGGAUGACUUUGGCACUGGAGAAAACAAAACUUCUAGAAAACAAUAACAAGGAGUCAUUUGAUAAUAUUUCCUCAGCUUUCAAACAGAAACUUUCUGAAGGACAAAGUGAGGCUAUAUAUGAAAUCUUGGACAACUUACAAAUAGAACAUCUAGAUUACUUGUCACAUAUGCUCUUUGACUGUCUUCUGCUAACUAUAGACAUCCCUCAGAAAGAUGAAGAAUCUGUUGAUAUGUCCAAAGUUGGAUUGAAAGAAGCAAUAGAAUCUUAUCUGUAUGACCCCCCAUAUGUAAAUGAAGCUCCGACACCAGAUUGGCUUAAAAGAUUUGUUAAUGCUUUACCUCAGGAUGGAGAUUCUCAUCUGCUUUGCUGUCAUGGGGUAGAAAUAUGGGUUAUUAUUAACGAAAUAUUUACUGACAAAAAGGACCAGAUGUUAUAGAAACAUGUAAUUAAGACCUACAAGUUUUUGUUACAACAAACUGACUUUUUUUUUUAUGGUUGAAAGUUUCAAAGAGUAAUUUGUUUAUCUUAAGGUUUUAUCAUACCUGCCAACUUUUCAAAGUCUUCAUUGCACAUUUUAAACACGAGAAGACCUAAUGCAUACCUAUACAUGUCAUUAGUGUACUUAAUUAUAAUAUCUAUGGUUUUGAAUGAGUAUACAUGUGUUUAAAUGUAUUUUUUACUGCUCUGAAUGACUUUUUUUUUUAAGUAUAAAGUCUUGAGUUAUAUAAAGUUCAGGCCAACACCUCUCAUAGGGGACAUCCCCCAUUAAUAGGGAAAGUUGGAAGGUCUGUUUCAUAUUGAGUUUUAUGAGUAUUGAUUUAUAUAUAUAUCUCCAGGAAAGAACAUUAUUAUUUUUUUAUACAAAUUUGAUUGCAAUAUGCUUAAGACAAUGUAAUUAUUGGGUUGCUAGAUAUUUUUACCAAGUUACGGUUGGAUUGUUCAUUAAAUACCCCCAAAAAAUGUAAUAAACACAGCAUAGUAUCUUAGAGUAAAUGAACCUUUCUGAAUUUUUUAAUUAUUUAAUGCCAUUAGAAUUGGUAGCAACAUGAUUGUUUGUUUGUUUGUUUGUUUACGAAUACUGUGAUAUUUUGUCUUGUAAUGUGGUUUAUUAUCAUUUUUAUGGGUUUAGUAUAGAAUUUAUAGACUUUUUAUGUAAUCAGUUUUAUUAUAGCCUAUAUUCUUUGAAGUUUUUGUUCAUAAGGUACACCAUAAAAUCAGUAUAAUGUUUGCAUUUCAAGAAAAAUAAAUCUAGAAACGUUUAUAUCAAAAUUAAUCAGAAAAUAUAGUAUCUCACAUGAAAGCUUACAUCAGUUUACAAUCUAUCAAUGAACAGUAACUGUAGUUUCAUUUUUGAUAUACAUACUUAGUAUUUGUAAACAUUUUGUUAUUGUUUCAUUUGCCUUUUUUGAAUAAAGAUGUCUUUUUUUUGAUAUUUUGAUAAGCCUAUUGUAUUGCAUGGAAUGAGUGAAAAUUAUUUUUAAUCAAAUUGUUUGUUAAAUAAAGUAUGUUUUUUCAUGUUAUCUUUUACAUCUUAAAAUAUUUUUUAAACGAGAUUCAAGACUGAUAACAACAGCUAAUUAAUAAUAAUUUACCGGUAAUAGUAAAGCUAUUGUAUAACUUUGUCAGAUAAUGAUGAUCUAGUUUGUAAAAGUGUUCAAAGAAGAUUGAUUUAAGAACUACUGUUUGUUGUGCAUACUUGUUUAUUUUUGUGAUUUUUAGAGCAUCAGUCAUUCAUUUGUGAUAAAUCAUUCAUCAGUA
Molecule: messenger RNA, 14416 nt
Organism: Mytilus californianus (California mussel)
Lineage: Eukaryota; Metazoa; Mollusca; Bivalvia; Mytilida; Mytilidae
Product: E3 ubiquitin-protein ligase rnf213-alpha-like
Exons: 79
Coding region: 183-13094 (4303 amino acids)
Molecular function (GO): ubiquitin-protein transferase activity; ATP hydrolysis activity
Source: RefSeq, a predicted model, not a curated record